AUGUUGUCGAAUAUUUACUCAACGCUUCUUUCGCUCGUCUGUCUUAUUCUCAUUUCAUCAACUAAUGCAGUUGAACUUCCGGGUAAUUAUACAUUACCUAAAAAUUCAAGUAAUUUAUGCUUGAUUGCUCGAUUUGAUCUUGUACUCAAUGUUGAAUACACGCAAAUUGAUGGAAAGAAAAAUAUUUCCAAAAUUCCAUUGAACAACGAAACAUUUCAGUACUAUGAUGGAGCAUGCGAUCUCAGCAAUAGUCACACACUCACUCUGACCUUGUUAGAUAACUUAACAACAAUUUUAUUCAACUUUUCUAUGGAUGAAAAAAACAAAACAUCGUUGAGCCGAGUUCUUGCUACUGUGACAAUUGCUGACAAUGCAUUCUUUCCAAAUUGUAGCAAAUAUGCUCGUGGUAUUCACCCAUUUGUUACCAAUGAAUCGUUAUUCAUUACUGAUCGCAGUAAAUCAUAUCGAUGCAACGCACAAACGAAAAUCGACAAUUUCAAAUCGGACGGCAAUGUAACAAUUAAGUCAAUUGAUUUGCAAAACCUACGCAUUCAACCAUUUGUUGAUAGCAGCAUUAUCUUUCAUGACUAUGAGACAGAGGACGUAUGCCUCCUAGAUCGAUUUCGAGACAAUUACAAAGUUCCGAUUAUCGUUGGCGUAUGUUUAUCAGUACUGGUGAUUACUGUACUUGUUGUCUAUUUGAUCUGUCGUCGACGAAAUCACAAUGGAUAUCAAAGUGUUUGA
Messenger RNA from Adineta ricciae, 744 nucleotides. NCBI's taxonomy places the organism in Eukaryota, Metazoa, Rotifera, Eurotatoria, Adinetida, Adinetidae. The record is from the annotation of a GenBank genome assembly.